Molecule: messenger RNA, 787 nt
Organism: Ylistrum balloti
Lineage: Eukaryota; Metazoa; Mollusca; Bivalvia; Pectinida; Pectinidae
Product: protein dpy-30 homolog
Exons: 4
Coding region: 1-312 (103 amino acids)
Cellular component (GO): Set1C/COMPASS complex
Source: RefSeq, a predicted model, not a curated record
AUGGCGGAUGAUCAAGCAAAUAUAGGUGGUUCAGUGACAGGAGAGGCAGUUAUGGAACAAACAACUACACCAACACCAUCAGAGGUUCCAGAAAAUGUUCAGAAAAUCAUCAGCAGUGAAAAAGAUAUUGAUAUGUCAGCAAAGCGUCCCCGUGUUGAUCUACAAUCUCUCCCAACAAGAGCAUACCUUGACCAAACAGUUGUCCCCAUAUUACUAAGUGGAAUGUCUGUUUUAGCAAAAGAACGGCCACCUAAUCCAAUUGAAUACCUUGCUGCCUAUCUUUUAAAAAACAAGAACCAGUUUGAUCAGUGAAAAAGGAAAUGUGACGGAGUAAGGAAUUGAAAAAAAAUUCUACUACAAUAACAAGUAUGCUGUAUGGAUAUUUUCAGGAGUAGUAAGAGUUAAGUUUUUAGGUUAAUGUCAUCUCAUUGAAAGUUAUCUAUAAAUUCUGGAUUUAAAUAAAAUAUCAAAUCAGAGGACGCAAAGAUGAAUAUCUCUUUUUCGUUUCACUUUCAUUUCCAUUAAAAAAAAUAUCCUUCAUGCUAGAAACAAGUGCUGAUCAUGAAGACAAAAAUUUGUGCAACACAGGACUGUUGCGUCUUGAAAGGAGACUGUAUGUGGAUAAUUCUCAUCCUGGAAACAGCUGGAUUUUAUGACACAAGUUCAGGAAAUUUCAAGUGCAACAAAAAUAUGUGAUAAACGAUUCUGUAUUGUAUUGUCAGUUGUUAACAGUUUAUAUGAUGUUGAAUAUGAACUAGUAAUUAAAUAUCAUUUUAUCAUGUCUAAA